ACGACAAUGUGUGAGCUGGCGCGAUGGUAGUAGCAGCUGACAUUGGUGCUGGAAUGGAUGAACGCUUCCUUCCGCGAGGUCUUCGAGCAAUUCCAAGGAGAGCACGGCUUCGAGCCGUGCGCUCUGCCGCAGGCGAUGCGCUUGCUGGGCAUGAACCCCACCGAUCAGCAAGCUUCGGAACUGCAACGGAAAUUCGGCGGCUGCAUUGGAUAUGAGGACUUCUCCAAGACUUCCAGGUCUUUGACCCGGAUCGCACUGGCAGGAUCUCUGUCCAAAAGCUGGUGGACAUCAUGAGGAUGUCAGGAAAUGUCUUCAGCGAAGCAGAGCUGGAGGACAUGUUGCUGAACGCUGGCGUUGACGGCACCACAGUGGAGUACAAGGAUGUGGUCUUCAAGCAUUUCUUCGGAGCCGGAAGCGGCUGCGUGGUGGGUGACUGGGAGUCGCUAAAGGCAGCGCAACCCAUGGAUGCUCUGCAGGAAGCUGCCACCUUGAACACUGUGGCCAAGCUGAAAGCAGAACGAGGACAGAUGCAGGAAGCCUUGGACUUGCACAGUCAAGCUUUGGCCAGAGUGGAAAGCCACGCAGCUGACCACCCCACGGCUGCUGCAACGCUUCACAGCAUGGCUGCUCUAAAGGAGGCGAUGGGCCAUGCUGAUGCAUUGGAGCUCUACCUGCGAGCUCUAGGUAUCCGCGAAAAGGUUCUGAGGCCGAAUCAUUUCUAUGUUGCCACAACGUUGGACUGCAUCGCGAAUCUGAUGGACCGCUCUGGGCAGAUAGAGGAGGCCCUGCGCUUUGCGUGCAGAUCUCUUGAGAUUUGGGAGCGGUUCUUUGGGUCGGAGCACUCCCACAUCGGGAAGAUCCUCUACAACCUGGCGGGCCGGCGCGAGCAGCUGGCCGACCUGCACGGCGCCCUGGAUUUCUACGUUCGCGCCCUGGGGAUCUUCACCCGGUCCCAAGGGGAGAGCGAGGAGGUGGCGGACACCCUGGACGGCAUUGCGGAACUGAUGAUCCGGCUGGGGCAGACGCGGGAAGCCGUGGACUUCUACCGACGCGAGCUCUUCAUCCGCGAGCGGCUGCUGGGCUCAGCUCACCCCGAAGUCUUGCAGCUCCGGGCCGUGAUGGCAUCCCUGGAGGCCAGCUGAAAGUCCUGCAGCCCGAUCUCGAGAUCUGAACCACGACGCGCAACGAGGAGAACUUCCUCCCGGCUGAGCUCUUGACGCGCGCGAAACGGCGCGCCGCGAGAGGAGAAGGCCCCUUGGGCCAUGCUGCAGA
Molecule: messenger RNA, 1272 nt
Organism: Effrenium voratum
Lineage: Eukaryota; Dinophyceae; Suessiales; Symbiodiniaceae
Source: the annotation of a GenBank genome assembly